AUGGCGUCAGCGCAACGAAAACUGCAAAAAGUGAUGGUUCAACCGGUCAACCUCAUCUUCAGAUAUCUUCAACAACGCACACGUGUUCAAAUUUGGUUGUACGAGGAUGUGACACACCGAAUCGAGGGUUAUAUUAUUGGUAUGCGAGGGUUUUGAGAAAUAUGGGAAAAAUCGAAUGAAAAACUGGACUUUCUCGAUUUUCACGUGACCUAAGUGAUGUGGCAAUUGAAAAGCCAUUUUUCACAAGAAAAUCAUGGGUUUAUUCUCCAAAAAGACAGGAUUCGAAUAAAAAUUAUUAGUUUUAUCAGAAUUUUUGAGAAAAGUUGAAAAAAGACUCAAAAAAUCUCAUGUUUUUUUCAGAAGAUUAAUUUUCCUUGAAUAAUUAAUAAUUCUAAGCAAUCAUUAUUCCAUUAAAAACUAAAUUUAUUGCAGGUUUCGACGAAUUCAUGAACAUCGUGUUCGACGAAGCCGAAGAGGUCAACAUGAAAUCCAAAGCUCGCAACAAAAUCGGCCGAAUCCUGCUGAAAGGCGAAAAUGUCACAUUGAUUCACGCGGUUCAACAAGAAGCCUAA
Molecule: messenger RNA, 572 nt
Organism: Caenorhabditis angaria
Lineage: Eukaryota; Metazoa; Nematoda; Chromadorea; Rhabditida; Rhabditidae
Source: the annotation of a GenBank genome assembly